This is a messenger RNA of Eremomyces bilateralis CBS 781.70, 576 nucleotides long. RefSeq lists its product as uncharacterized. Gene Ontology annotation, cellular component: cyclin-dependent protein kinase holoenzyme complex; nucleus. The transcript has a single exon. Gene Ontology annotation, biological process: regulation of cyclin-dependent protein serine/threonine kinase activity. Lineage: Eukaryota; Fungi; Ascomycota; Dothideomycetes; Eremomycetales; Eremomycetaceae. The annotation marks the transcript as partial. The record is from RefSeq and is a predicted model, not a curated record. Gene Ontology annotation, molecular function: protein kinase binding; cyclin-dependent protein serine/threonine kinase regulator activity.
AUGGAGCUCUCACCACCCCCGACACCGGUCCAGAAUAAGGCCGCCCUGGACUACUUCAUCCAACUUCCCGUCUCAAAAGAGAUGAUCAACCACCUCGCCUUCAAGGCCAGUCAGGUCAUCCGCUGCGACUCCUCUCUUAACAAGAACCUCCCACCAACACCAUCACCAAGUCCACCACACCCAUCCUCACAGCAACCUCCUCUCCCUUCACUCACGGAAUUUAUCACAUCCCUUGUCACCCGCUCUCAUGUCCAAAUCCCCACUCUCAUGUCCACCCUCGUCUACCUCUCACGCCUACAAUCACGGCUACCCCCGGUUGCCAAGGGCAUGCGAUGUACCGUGCACCGCAUCCUUCUCGCGGCACUCAUCCUCUCAGCCAAGUACCUCAACGACUCCUCCCCCAAAAACAAGCACUGGGCCCGCUACACCGCCGUCAAAGGCUACGAGUCCUGGGGCUUCGCCAUCACUGAGGUGAACCUGAUGGAGAAGCAGCUCCUCUUCCUCCUCGACUGGGAUCUCCGCAUCACACAAGAAGACCUCUACACCCACCUCGACCCCUUCCUCGCGCCCAUCCGC